Molecule: messenger RNA, 2709 nt
Organism: Larimichthys crocea (large yellow croaker)
Lineage: Eukaryota; Metazoa; Chordata; Actinopteri; Sciaenidae
Gene: tmc8
Product: transmembrane channel-like 8
Exons: 16
Coding region: 509-2617 (702 amino acids)
Cellular component (GO): plasma membrane
Molecular function (GO): mechanosensitive monoatomic ion channel activity
Source: RefSeq, a predicted model, not a curated record
UUGUGGCAACUUCUAUUUAAUAUUCAAAUGUUCAAGUAUUUGAAAAUGAAUCUCAAACAGCACUAAAAAAACAGUGAAAUUGUAUUUCUUAACCUAACUCAUCUAAUAAAGGCCGUCAACAUUUUCUUCUCUCUACUUCUGUUAUAUGUAGCAACUAAUGUAACACAUGUUUCUGCUUCCUGUCAUGUGAUUUCCUGUGAGCUGUCAAAAUUGGUUACACUCAAGUCUGUGGUGGACAGACUUUACAUCUGCUCCACCUGCCAGUAUGUGAGCCGCACCAACAGGACUUUGAGGAACAACACUUAACCCAGAUCAGCAGCUCAGGAGUCCUCGCUUCAGUGUGAUUGUGAGGUGAAAGGAGGCUAUUUUGAUACAGUUUGCGGAAGUAACUUUUUCAGAACAUUAAGUUGCAGUGUUAGUGAAGAUUUUGGCUGAUUUGUUUUUUAUAUGAAGUGAGAACAUUGGUGAUUGUACUUUUGUUAUUAAAGAGGAAGUGCUAAGAGAAAACAUGGAGGAUAAUCCUGUCGUCUUCAUGAGGCUCCUGUCAGAUGAAAGCACCCAAUCCACCCUGUCGUCAGACUCCUGUGAGUACUACCAGACAGAGAUAUUUGAUCAGCUGCCCAGUAUCCAGGCCAGUCGGCCUGAGCAGAGCACACAGGGUCUUUGCGAUGUCCACCAGGGUGGCCCAGAGCCAGGGGAGAGCAUCAGCCAUGGCCACCUGUCCAGAGGAGCCAAAGACAAGGAGUCUACACAGCCGCUCAAGAACAUGGUCAUGUGCAUUCAGGGAAAGAGGACUGCCAGGGAGAGGAGGAAGAUGCAAAUCAGCAAUAUUGGUUUUUGGGAGUCCUGGAGGCGGAGCCAAAGCAUCACCAGGAAGAGAGUUUGGGUGCAGAUGGGAGGAGCUCUAUCGAGUUUGUUGCCAUGGCGGCACACUCUCCAUGCCAUCGAAGGCAAGUUCGGAGUUGGAGUGAAGGCUUACUUUGUGUUCCUCAGAUAUCUGGUUUUCUUGAACCUACUCAACUGCGCUCUUACCUCGGGCUUCAUUCUCGGGCCUACAAUGUUCUAUGGCAGGCGCAACGGCAGUGAACAUUUGUUUGGAGGCAAUGACUCAGUUUUGGAUUUCUUCCUCGGAACGGGCUAUCUUGAUCGUUCUCCGGUCUUCAUUGGUUUUUAUACUCGUGGUUCCCUGGAUUUGCCAUGCUUGAAUACACCUCUGCUGUACCUGGCUGGAAUCCUCAUCAUGAUCCUCCUCAGUCUCAUCAUGGUGGUCCGUAGAACGAUAGUUGGCUACAAGCACACCUGGAUGCUCGGAAAGCGUUACAGCGCGAAUAUGAGCUAUAAGAUCUUCUGUGGUUGGGACUUCACCAUCCAGGAUCCUGCUUCUGCUACUCUCAAACACAGCUUCAUCAGAAACGAUCUCAAGCUGUUCCUGGAGGAGCAGAACUUCUCCAUGCGUGAGGCUCAAAGGACACUGGGACAGAGGGUGCGUCUCUACCUGCUCAGGUUCAUCCUCAACCUGAUUGUUCUGUCUCUGCUGGGUGGAGCUUUCUCCCUUAUCUACUUUGCCACAAAAAAAUCACAGUCUACGAUUGAGAACAACUGGUUGGUCAGCCUGGUCCUCCAGUACCUCCCUCCUAUGAGCAUCACAUUUGUCAACCUGAUCCUCCCUCACAUCUUCCGCAAAAUCUCAUCUUUUGAAGACUACUCUUUCACCACACAGGUCAAUGCCACGCUUGUAAGGAGCAUCUUCUUGAAGCUGGCCUCACUGGGGAUGUACUUAUUUUUCAUCUUCACAACAGAAAAACAUCAGAAACAUCAAUGCAUGGAGAACCGCUUUGGCAGAGAGAUGUAUAAGCUGUGUAUCUUCAACUUCCUUGCCACCUUCUGCAAUGCCUUUCUCUUGAACUACCCCAGGAAGUUAGUGCAGGAAAAGUUCCCCACCUCCUUGCUAGCCCGGGUGUUGGGGAAACAGCGCUUUCUCAUACCGUUCAACGUCUUGGAUUUGGUGUACAGUCAGACAGUGUCGUGGGUCGGAGUCUAUUACUGCCCUCUGCUGCCUCUGAUAGGAACCGUCACACUGAUAGCCACCUUCUACAUCCAAAAGUUUGUAGUCAUGCGGUGCUGUGUGGCAGAGCAGAGGAUGUUUCGAGCCUCCAGCUCCUCUGUUUUAUUCCACUUCAUGUUGCUGCUUGGUCUCCUCAUGGCUGCAGUCACGCUGGGCUUCAGCUUCCACCUGCAAAACAUCGAACCAGACAUCACUAUGUCCUCCUGUGGUCCAUUUCAAAAUGGCAAAACAGUGUUUAUUGUGACAAAAGUGUGUGUGGAAAGUCUCCCGAGCCCAGCACCUGCCACUCUCUCCUACCUGUCCUCUGAGGCCUUCGCCUUGCCACUCAUACUAGCUGAGAUUAUAAUCUUAACCUCAUAUGUGUCACGGGGACGAGCCAAUCAGAAGGCCAUUGAAAGACUGAAAGACAUGCUGGUCAUGAGCAGCUCAGAUAAGCGUUUCCUUGUGAAACAACAUGCCACAAUGCUCAGAUGUCGGAACAAAAACAGAACAAAAGUCCAUUCUGCAGCUGUUGUAGAGGACAACUGGCAGGACCCACCCUCCACACACUGAUCAAAGUUCCCAGGCUUCCAGGUCCACCUUAAAUAUAAUUAAUAAAAAUAAAGCUUUGGCUUUGGCAACUGCAGGACAGAGGCCUCGGGGUG